This is a messenger RNA of Sparassis crispa, 864 nucleotides long. RefSeq names its product Peroxisomal 2,4-dienoyl-CoA reductase SPS19. The transcript is spliced from 8 exons. NCBI's taxonomy places the organism in Eukaryota, Fungi, Basidiomycota, Agaricomycetes, Polyporales, Sparassidaceae. Gene Ontology annotation, biological process: fatty acid catabolic process. Gene Ontology annotation, molecular function: 2,4-dienoyl-CoA reductase (NADPH) activity. Bases 1 to 864 code for a protein of 287 amino acids. The record is from RefSeq and is a predicted model, not a curated record.
AUGGCUGCCUACGUUGCACCUGUAGUGCCCUCGACCGCCGUCUUCAAAGACGGUCUCUUCGACGGCAAGGUCCUCUUCUGCACCGGCGGCGGGUCUGGGAUAUGCAAAGCGAUGACUGAGGCCGUGAUGCGACACGGUGCCAACGCGACCAUCGUCGGGCGCAAACUUGACCGCCUGACCGCCUCAGCAGCGGAGCUCGCGAAGGCUACCGGACGAGAGUGUCUCCCCGCCCAGGCAGACGUCAGAGACCCAAAGCAGGUGCACGACGCGGUCGCGAAGACGAUCGCCAAGUUCGGGCGCAUCGACUAUGUCAUCUGCGGUGCUGCCGGAAACUUCCUCGCUCCCAUCUCUGGCCUGUCCGAGAACGGGUUCAAGACCGUUGUCGAAAUUGAUACGUUUGGGACGUACAACACCAUCAAGGCCACCCUGCCCCACGUGCGCGCGUCCAAGGGGUCGUACAUCCACGUCAGCGCUACGCUCCAUUACAGAGGCACCCCGUACCAAAUACACGUCUCGGCCGCGAAAGCCGCGGUGGAUGCUAUGUCUGCCGUCCUCGCCGUCGAGGAAGGUCCGCACGGCGUACGCUCAAACGUGAUAGCCCCGGGCGCGAUCGCCAACACCGAGGGUGCCUCCCGGCUGAUGGUCAAGAACACCGAGUACGCCGCGCCGGCCGGGCGCAUCGGAGACGUGCUCGACGUUGCGAACGCGACGAUCUUCCUCUUCAGCGGCGCUGCGGCGUUUAUCUCGGGCCAGAUCAUCGUUGUCGACGGCGGAUACGAGCAUGUGCGCUCUUCGUGGGUGCCCUAUCCCCAAUCGGUGCUCGACCCCGCAUCCUUCCAGGCGUCGAUGAAGCCGCGGUUGUAA